CGUUAACUUGCGACGAACUUGCGAUGAGAAACUCACUGCAUUUGUGACAUUCUUCCAGUUCGUUCUUAGAUGAUUGUCUAGUAAUUUACCCUAAACUUCAUAUCAAAGUAGUAUCCCCGACUUAAAAUUUCAAUCAAAUCACUACCUAGUCAGAUCAGGCCCUUUAGCUCUAAAAUGGCAGGCCUUGUGAGCUACGAAAGUAGCGACGAUGAAGAAGUCGUGCAGCAGCAGCAGCCAGAUCCAAAGCCGCUGAAACAAACUCAAGAUACUAUUAUCAGUCUGGAUAAGAAGCCAGACGUCCCCGCAGAACCCAGCGCUGCCUCACAAAAACCAGAUGAGCAAGCAGCAGCCAUCAUCGGGCCACAGAUCGGCCCAGCAGCAGCCGCAGGUCCCAGCUUCCCCCCGCUGGAAGAAGCACCCCUAGAAGACGACGAGGACAGCAGCCCCGGCCUACCCCCAGGCUCGCCGUACACAGCAACCCGCGCGCUCCUGCGGGACCUAACGCUGCCCCCCAUUCCAAACACAGCCAUCCCGCCAUCGCCCCCGGGCUCACCGCCCCCCGGCACAAGCGCCAAGUUCGAGCGGUUCCUCGAGCUCAAGCGGCAGGGCGUGCACUUCAACUCGCGCGUCGCCCAGAACCCGUCCCUGCGCAACCCCGCGCUCACCGACAAGCUGCUGUCGUUCGUCGACCUCGGCGCCCCGCCCGACCAGUACCGGACUACCCUGCCCGCGGAUAUCUGGGACCCGGCUGCGUUCCCGCGCUGGGCGUACCGCGAGCAGCUUAAGCAGAGCCAGAGCGAGGUCGAGAAGGCUAGGGCUAGGACGAAGGGCGCGCCGGUGGAUUUCGUGGUGGCGGCGGCGGCGGCGGCGGCGGCGGGGGAUGGGCAGAGUGCUUCGCUGGGAGGGGGUGCGUCGAAGGCGAGUACGAGUACGGGGAAGCGGAAGACGAGGUUUGAUGCGUAGGAUGGAUGUUUUGGAUUUUUACGCUGGCACAGUUGUCUAUCUUGAAGGGAGGAUAGUAGAUAUGUGUGAGUGAGUCUUCAAGAUAGUUCGUAUUAUCUAUCUAUAAGCUUCACGCUCUAACUAUUCUUAGGUAGUUGGCUAAUUUCAGAUACCCAUUUCCUCAUUCAUUUGUGUGGUUCGUGUUUAUACGUAUAUUUGG
This is a messenger RNA of Daldinia loculata, 1162 nucleotides long. RefSeq names its product HCNGP-like protein-domain-containing protein. Gene Ontology annotation, biological process: regulation of DNA-templated transcription. Gene Ontology annotation, cellular component: nucleus. The record is from RefSeq and is a predicted model, not a curated record. The transcript is spliced from 3 exons. NCBI's taxonomy places the organism in Eukaryota, Fungi, Ascomycota, Sordariomycetes, Xylariales, Hypoxylaceae. The coding region runs from base 175 to 963 and encodes 262 amino acids.